This is a messenger RNA of Raphanus sativus (radish), 1939 nucleotides long. Its product is annotated as cyclin-A2-3-like. Gene Ontology annotation, biological process: regulation of cyclin-dependent protein serine/threonine kinase activity; mitotic cell cycle phase transition. The coding region runs from base 556 to 1902 and encodes 448 amino acids. The record is from RefSeq and is a predicted model, not a curated record. Gene Ontology annotation, cellular component: cytoplasm; cyclin-dependent protein kinase holoenzyme complex; nucleus. NCBI's taxonomy places the organism in Eukaryota, Viridiplantae, Streptophyta, Magnoliopsida, Brassicales, Brassicaceae. Gene Ontology annotation, molecular function: cyclin-dependent protein serine/threonine kinase regulator activity. The transcript has 10 exons.
GGUUUACUGGUUUAAUUACUCUAUCUUUUAGCUUAAUUUUCUAAUAAUUUUUUUUUGAAAUUUAUGGUAAUGAUUCUCCAACCCCGUGCCUGCAUUGUUGUCCUUAACUAGAACGUUAAGAAAAGGAAGUCAAUCCAUAAGGUUUCAGCUCUGAUUCAUGUGAUUUGCUAAGGUUUCUCACCAUCUGUUCGUUUUCCAAAGAAAAUGCGUCUGCAUUUGCCUCCCAUUUUUUAUUAUUUUUUAUGAUAUUUAUAAAACCUAACAAAGAAAGAAAUAAGAUUCACGUAUAUUCGUAUUCCCAAAUAUUUGUUUCUAAAAUUUUUGGUGUAAUAUUUCCUAUAAGAUUACGCUAUAAAAGUUGGGUAUGUUCUCUGCAUCACUGUUUGAUAUGGAAAUGAAAUAACUGUUGAUCUUGAUUCUACUACCAUUGAAUCUUUACCGGAGUUUGAAAAAAAAAAGACCAAACCUUGGAACUUGUUAUACUGGACGAAGAUGAUGCUGUCUUAAGACUCAAGACUUCAAGGCUGUGUCUUCUAGUGGGUUGGGGGUUUAAAAAUGGGUAAGGAAAAUGCUGUCUCUCGUCCUUUCACUCGUGCCCUUGCCUCUGCUCUGCGCGCUUCAGAAGCCACUUCUGGUACACAGAUUCAACAGAGAGCAAACACUAAAAGACCAGCCUCUGAGGAUAAGGACGUCACUGCUGCACCCAAUAAGAAGAAGAAGCGAGAGGUUCUAGAGGAUAUCUCAAAUGUAACCUUCAAUGCACCUAAACUUGAGGUCAAAAACAUCAAACAGGUAAAGAAAGGACGGGGAUUAGCGAGUAGAUCCAAGUUGAAAUCAGCUUGUAUUACUUCAGAAACCGCUGAUCUUCAGUUCAGGACCGAUGCAAAAGCUGAAGCUGUAUCAGUGACAGCAGGAAGCAUGUCUCUUUGUAAAGGCACAAAUGACACAGCUGUUAACUGUAAUUUCAGAUUGCCUCCAAGACCUCUUGGGAGAUCAGCUUCUAUAGUUGAGAAAAGUGCUGUUAUUGGUAGUUCAACUGCACCUGAUAUCCAAAAAUUCAUAGACAUUGAUUCUGAUGACAAGGAUCCUUUGCUCUGCUGCCUCUAUGCCCCUGAAAUCUACUACAAUUUGCGUGUUUCAGAGCUUAGGCGCAGACCGGUUCCGGACUAUAUGGAGACAAUACAGAAGGAUGUGACUCAGUCCAUGCGGGGGAUUCUGGUUGAUUGGCUUGUGGAGGUCUCUGAUGAAUACACGCUCGUACCAGACACUCUUUACCUCACAGUGUACCUCAUAGACUGGUUCCUCAACGGAAACCACGUGGAAAGACAGAGACUUCAACUCCUCGGCAUCACUUGCAUGCUAAUUUCCUCGAAGUAUGAAGAAAUAUAUGCGCCACGCAUUGAAGAGUUCUGCUCCAUCACGGAUGACACCUACACAAAAGAUCAGGUCCUGGAGAUGGAGAAGCAAGUACUUGCGCAUUUUAGCUUUCAAAUAUACACUCCCACUCCAAAAACGUUCCUAAGGAGAUUUCUUAGAGCAGCACAAGCCUCUUACCCGCAGAGCAUGUGCCUUGAACUAGAGUUUCUAGCCAGCUAUCUAACGGAGUUGACCUUACUAGACUAUCAUUUCUUGAAGUUUCUUCCUUCCGUCAUCGCUGCUUCAGCAGUUUUUCUUGCCAAGUGGACAUUGGACCAGUCAAACCACCCAUGGCAGAAUCCAACACUUGAGCAUUACACAACGUACAAAGCCUCAGAACUGAAAGCAUCUGUUCAUGCAUUACAAGAUCUGCAGCUUAACACCAAAGGUUGCACAUUGAGCGCUGUACGCAUGAAGUAUAAGCAAGAGAAAUUCAAAUCUGUGGCGGUUCUCACAUCUCCUAAAUUACUUGGCACACUAUUCUGAAGGACCAAAACGAACGUUUCAAGUCUUAACCGAAAAU